Drosophila rhopaloa is the source of this 2399-nucleotide messenger RNA. RefSeq names its product transmembrane protease serine 9. Gene Ontology annotation, molecular function: serine-type endopeptidase activity. The transcript has 5 exons. The coding region runs from base 421 to 2346 and encodes 641 amino acids. The record is from RefSeq and is a predicted model, not a curated record. NCBI's taxonomy places the organism in Eukaryota, Metazoa, Arthropoda, Insecta, Diptera, Drosophilidae. Gene Ontology annotation, biological process: proteolysis.
CCACAACAUUGCUGCCGGCGUCGCUGUCGCCGGCUCUGCUGCCGUCGACGUUUGGCCAACGGAGCUGUUAACCAAACCCCAGAACCUCCGUUGGCUCAGAAGCGAUCGGACCUCCCAGCCAAACAGACGGUCCUGUCCGUCUAACGCACGAUCCCGAGAAUCGACUCCCGAGUUCCGACAUCCAGAGCAAGUCCAAGUCCAAGUCCGAGAACUUCGUCUUCGUCUUCGCGAUCGUAGUCGUGGUCAGGUGAAUGCCAUCGGGGCAACGUGCCUGGCAUUCGAAGAGAUAUACAUUGAGUCGCGAUUCGUGGUGGCGGUUCUUUAUACUGUUUAGCACAGCCAAUUUAUAUAUGGUCUGCCCCGUUCAAAACGAAAACAAAUUGGGAAGAUAUCACCGCAGCGAAGGCAACAAAUAUCAAAAUGUUUGCAUUUUUGCCAGUUUUAUUACUUUGUGUGCAUUUGUUGCAUUUUAAAAUAAUCUCGGGAGCAGAUAUCCCAUCCAUUUCGGGAGGGGCUGGAGCUCCAGUUCCUGUGUGGCAAAAUGGUGAAAUAAAUGCGGCACCCGAGGCAGGAUUUUUAAAAGCCAAUUCCACGGCUGAUGAAAACUUAAAUGUAGCUGUGGACGAUUCCUCUUCGCAAAAUCUGAGUCGCCAGCGACGUCAGUUCUUCUUCGAUCCGAGUAUUUUUCUGUGGCAAGGAGGACUUGGUGGCUCCGGUGUUCCAGGUGGCUGGGGUCCUGGCGAGGGAUCCAAGUGCCUCACAUCCCUUGGCCAACCGGGUGUGUGUGUCCGCAUCGAUGGAUGUCGGCAGUAUUACAGGGUGGCCCGGCAACUAUCCAUCUUCACCUUGCGCCAGUGGCCACAGACCAAUGGACUCGGCCUGAAUGGCAACAUGUGCAACUUCUUCGAUCUGCUGGGCAGAGUGAAUAAUGGAAUUUGCUGCACGGACAUCGAUGCCAAUACUUUUGGAGUCUUUCCACUGCCGGGCACAACCACGACCACGACUACGGAGAAGCCUUCAGUGGCAGCAGAUGAGGAGGAUAGGGUGGAUGUGAAUCCUGAAGUGGAGGGGGAUGCUGAACAGCCCGUGGAUAAUCCUCGACCGGAGGACCCAAUCGACAAUGUGAAUAGUGUGGAGGACAUUCCAGACUUCCAGGACGUCAACACUAUCGAGGGUAAUGCUCCUCCAGAAGUGGAUGCCCAACCCGAAGCGGAACCCGUGGAGGAGCCGGUGGUGCAGCCUAUUCCCGCCCAGCCAGCCUCCACCAUUUACCCCUACCAGUGGCCAUUUGGAUCCUUUGCCGGCGGAGUGGCCCAGUGGCCACCGGCACUGCCCACGCAUCCACCCACAACGGGCGGCUGGCCACCACCGCUUCCCACCCAUCCACCGAACCACCAUUAUCCCACGCACCCCACCGCCGCCGGAGUUCCGAGUACGAAGCGGACCACUCCACGACCCACCAUCAUCGCCAGACCCACCACCACCAGGCGUCCCACUUAUCCCAGUUAUCCCACGGUUGCCGCAACCACAACUACGACGAGGCGUCCUGCGAGCGGAAGUAGUCCGGAAGGACUCCCUCUGCAGUGCGGCAACAAGAAUCCUGUGACGCCCGAUCAGGAGCGGAUUGUGGGUGGCAUCAACGCCAGUCCGCACGAGUUCCCCUGGAUAGCGGUGCUCUUCAAGUCGGGAAAGCAGUUCUGCGGCGGCAGUCUCAUCACCAACAGUCACAUCCUCACCGCAGCUCAUUGUGUGGCACGCAUGACUUCGUGGGAUGUGGCGGCCUUGACUGCCCAUCUGGGUGACUACAAUAUAGGCACUGAUUUUGAGGUGCAACAUGUGUCGCGCAGGAUUAAGCGGCUGGUGCGUCACAAAGGAUUCGAAUUUAGCACCCUGCACAACGACGUUGCCAUACUCACACUGAGUGAACCGGUGCCCUUCACCCGUGAGAUCCAACCCAUUUGCCUGCCCACCUCGCCCUCGCAGCAAUCCCGCUCCUACAGUGGACAGGUGGCCACAGUGGCCGGAUGGGGCAGUCUGCGGGAGAACGGACCUCAACCCUCCAUUCUGCAGAAGGUGGACAUUCCCAUCUGGGCGAAUGCCGAGUGUGCUAGGAAAUACGGACGAGCAGCGCCGGGCGGUAUCAUUGAGUCCAUGAUAUGCGCUGGUCAGGCGGCCAAGGAUUCCUGCAGUGGUGAUUCUGGCGGCCCUAUGAUUAUCAACGAUGGCGGACGAUACACUCAGGUGGGAAUCGUAUCCUGGGGCAUUGGCUGCGGCAAGGGUCAAUAUCCUGGUGUGUAUACUCGUGUCACUUCGCUGCUGCCUUGGAUCUACAAGAAUAUCAAGUAAACAUAGGAUUCCGAUUAGUCUAAGACGUGAUAAAGCAAUAUAAGAGCGAACGA